GCUGCACAGCUUCCUGCUCCCCUAGAGCUGCGCAGGGGCAGAAGGCAAGUGCCUGGCUGGGCCACGAGACAAGUUUUGUACUAGGGUCCUGGCAGCUUCCUCUUCCACAGCCACUUCCGUGUGGCUGGGGCCCCAGAGGCAGGAGCUUCUUGUUGCCCAGGCCACCCCCACCCCCAGUUCGGAGCCCUGCCCUCUGGGUCCAGGCCAGGCCCAGUGGCCUGUGGGGAUCCCAUGAGGGACCGGUAGGGCAAAGGUCUUGGGGGACAGAGGUGGUUGGACCUGAGCUCUGGGGCUCCGGCCAUGAAGUCUCGGCAGAAAGGAAAGAAGAAGGGCAGUUCGAAGGAGCGGGUGUUUGGGUGCGACCUGCAGGAGCACCUGCAGCAGUCAGGCCAGGAGGUGCCCCAGGUGCUGAGGAGCUGUGCAGAGUUUGUGGAGGAACAUGGCGUGGUGGAUGGGAUCUACCGCCUCUCAGGGGUUUCCUCCAACAUCCAGAAGCUCCGGCAGGAGUUUGAGACAGAGAGGAAGCCCGACCUGCGGCGGGACGUUUACCUGCAGGACAUUCACUGCGUCUCCUCCCUGUGUAAGGCCUAUUUCAGAGAACUGCCAGAUCCCCUGCUCACUUACCGGCUCUACGACAAGUUUGCUGAGGCUGUUGCUGUACAACUAGAGCCUGAGCGCUUGGUCAAGAUUCUAGAGGUGCUUCAAGAACUCCCUGUCCCCAACUACAGGACCCUGGAGUUUCUCAUGCGACACUUGGUGCACAUGGCCUCAUUCAGUGCCCAGACCAACAUGCACGCCCGCAACCUGGCCAUCGUAUGGGCCCCCAACCUGCUGAGGUCUAAGGACAUAGAGGCCUCAGGUUUCAAUGGGACAGCAGCCUUCAUGGAGGUGCGAGUGCAGUCCAUCGUCGUGGAGUUCAUCCUCACACAUGUGGAUCAGCUCUUCGGGGGUGCUGCCCUCCUCUCUGGUGGUGAGAUGGAAGGUGGAUGGCGAUCAAUGCUAGUGCCCCGGGCAUCAGGCAGCCCUGAUGACCUCAUGCCCAGGUCUCUACCUUACCACCUGCCUAGCAUCCUGCAAGCUGGUGAUGGACCCCCUCAGAUACGGCCCUACCACACUAUCAUUGAGAUUGCAGAGCACAAGAGAAAGGGGUCUUUGAAAGUCAGGAAGUGGAGAUCUAUCUUCAAUCUGGGUCGCUCUGGUCAUGAGACAAAGCGAAAACUUCCACGGGGAGCUGAGGACAGGGAGGACAAAACCAAUAAAGGGACACUGCGGCCAGCCAAGAGCAUGGACUCACUGAGCGCUGCAGUGGGGGCCAGUGAUGAGCCAGAGGGGCUGGCAGGGCCCAGCAGUCUCGGGCCAGGCCCACUCCUUCCUGAGAGUUUGCAGAACAAUUCUAUGGAGGCAGUAGAGGGUGAACAGGAGCCUGAAGCAGAGGCACCAGGUGGCACGAACUCGGAGCCAGGCACACCGAGAGCUGGGCGGUCAGCCAUCCGAGCUGGGGGCAGCAGCCGUGCAGAGCGCUGUGCUGGUGUCCACAUCUCAGACCCCUACAAUGUCAACCUCCCGCUGCACAUCACCUCGAUCCUCAGCGUGCCUCCCAAUAUCAUCUCCAAUGUCUCCUUGGCCAGGCUCACCCGUGGCCUUGAGUGUCCUGCCCUACAGCCCCGGCCAAGCCCUGCCUCAGGCCCGGGCCCUGGUCCUGGCCUUGGCCCUGGACCCCCAGAUGAGAAGUUGGAGGCAAAGCCAGCUCCGGGUCCCCUGGCUGACUCAGGCCCAGCAGACAUGAUUCCUGCUCUGGAGGACUGCCUGUCCCAGGAGGUGCAGGAUUCCUUCUCCUUCCUAGAGGACUCAAGCAGCUCAGAGCCUGAGUGGGUAGGGGCGGAGGAUGGGGAGGUAGCCAAGGCAGGAGCAACAGGAGCAGCCUUCUCCCCUGGGGAGGACGACCCUGGGAUGGGCUACCUGGAGGAGCUCCUGGGAGUUGGGCCUCAGGUGGAGGAGUUCUCGGUAGAGCCACCCCUGGAUGACCUGUCUCUAGAUGAGGCACAGUAUGUUCUGGCUCCCAGCUGCUGUUCCCUGGAUUCUGCUGGCCCCCAGCCUGAAGUGGAAGAGGACAACGGGGAGGAAGUCUUCCUGAGUGCCUACGAUGACCUAAGUCCCAUUCUGGGGCCUAAAUCCCUGACCUGGGAGAGUGUAGGGAGUAGGGAAGAAGAGGCAGUAGGGUCUGAAAGGCAAGCUGCAGGGCAGGCUGAAGAAGAUCAGGCAUGCUGGGAAGUUGGGGAGGACAAGGAGGCAGGGCCUAGAAGCAGCCUGAGCAUCAUAGAAGAGGCUGAGGGCAGUCCAGAGCCUGAGGUGAUGGAUGGAAAGGGUGGUGAGGAAGGAGAGGAGGCUGAGGGAAGCCAAGAGAUGAUGGUUAGCUUGGAAGAAGAGAAGGGGGAAGAGAGGGAGGCCAAGGGAGAGAAGUCUCAAGGACAGAAGGAGGUUGAAACUAUAGAGGAAGCUAAGAGUGGGGAGGAACCAAGAAGAGAACAGCAUAAAGACACAGAGAAGGAAAAAAUAAUUGAAAAAGAAGAGGCUAGGCAAGAAGAAGAGGAAGCCCCCACAGAAGUUGGAAGGGACCCAGAGCAUGGAGCCCAGGAACACCUGGUUGCUAAGGAGAAGUGGGAAGCUGUAUACAAACAAGAGACUGAAGGAGGAUGGCAUGAGGUCAAAGAGCAGAAGGGGGAUGAGGACCAAAAGGCAAGAGAAGACCAAGGACACAGUGAAGACAGCAGAAGCACAGAAGCAGCAGCUAAAGGAGGAGAUGGGGAGGUCAGCAAGGAAUGGGGAAGUGGGGUUGAACAGGCUGAGGGAGACCAGAGGGCUGGAGAUGACCAUUUGGAAGAAGGGGUCCUCUUUGAAGGGCCAGAUAUAGAGUCCCUAGAAGUUGACAGUACCAAUGAGGGCAAUGUCCAGUUUUCUGAGAUGGAAAAGGCAACCCCACAGCCACCCCAGUCAGAGGAGACAGAACCUGAGGGACAGCUGAGUCCCGUGGGUUGUGAUCUGUGCCCCUGUCCCUUUGGGUCAGCUGGUGGUGUGGGUAUGCGCCUGGCUUCUAGCCUGGUUCAUGUCCAACAGGUCCGCUCUGUGCCUGUGGUGCCACCCAAACCACAGUUUGCCAAGGUGCCCAGUGCAAUGUGUAGCAAGAUUCAUGUGGCACCGGCAAACCCAUGUCCAAGGCCUGGCCGGCUUGAUGUGAUUCCUGGGGAAAGGGCGUGGGUGUCCCGAGCUUCCCGAUCUUCUUGGAGGAAUGGGGGCAGUCUUUCCUUUGAUGCUGCUGUGGCCUUGGCCCGGGACCGCCAGAGGACUGAGGCUCAGGGAGUUCGGCGGACCCAGACCUGUACUGGGGGAGUGGACUACAGCCUCAUCAACAGAACCUCCCCGUGUCGCACCAUCCCUGCCUACUCUCCUCGGCCCCUUAGCUGCCUGGAACUCCCACCUGAAAGUGCAGAAGAAUCUGGACCCCGAAGUCGGCUUAGUCUGCCCUCUGGAGAACCCCAGCCACCUGUCCUUCUUUUGUCCCCCCAGCGCAGAUCAUAUGCAUUUGAAACACAGGUAAACCCUGGGAAAGGAGGACUGUGAUUAGGAACCAUGCACUGGGCAGAGCAGACCAAGUUAUCUGGAAUCUUUGGGGAGCCUGAUUGGCUGUCUCUUUUUUCCUGAGCAGCUGUAGUGUCUCAGUUUACAGGUCUGGGCCCUCCAGCUACUCUCUGUGACUGUGGGAGGCACCAUCUUGGUGGGUUUAUUUGAGCUUGCCUCAGACACAAAGCACUCUAGAGAUUCUCAAGAAAGUCAGCAAGAUCCUGUUCCCAUGAAGAGUGCUCACUGACCAAAGGGGACACAAAGCAGACAGAAAACUUAAGAGACUUUUCAAAGUGAAGAAUAGAAGGGGAAUUCCAACUAAGCUCCUUCUCUGAGGCUUCUCUGAGGCUGUGAACUUCUCUUUGCGGAAGCUGAAGGUAGAGGCGGGGAACACAAGACCAGGUCAAAGUCCACACACAGAAAAUUCUAGAAUUGCCCAUUCCUGUUCUGUUCUUAGACCCUUCAAUAUCUCCUGUCCUACUUAGCUCCAGAUCAGGAGGAACAUGUUCAAGAAGCUCUUUGAAUCCUAGUGUUGUUGGAAAGACUGGACCCCAUCUUUUGUCUCCAAUCAUCUUACAGAUGAGAGGUCCUGCCUGAGAUUUCUCUACCCCUUCCUUUUUCCCUUGAAAUAACUUUCUCCCAUUUUAGGAAAGAGGAACAGCAUGAGUCAGGACCUAGGACUGCUUCUGUAUACUGGUGGGGCCUUAGGCCCCACUAUAGUGAGGGUGAAUGUUUCAGAAUAAAAUUUGUAUUUUUACAUUUGAA
Messenger RNA from Chinchilla lanigera (long-tailed chinchilla), 4383 nucleotides. RefSeq names its product Rho GTPase activating protein 30 (gene Arhgap30). Gene Ontology annotation, molecular function: GTPase activator activity. The record is from RefSeq and is a predicted model, not a curated record. Gene Ontology annotation, biological process: small GTPase-mediated signal transduction. Lineage: Eukaryota; Metazoa; Chordata; Mammalia; Rodentia; Chinchillidae. The coding region runs from base 301 to 3618 and encodes 1105 amino acids. The transcript is spliced from 12 exons.